This is a messenger RNA of Exophiala aquamarina CBS 119918, 1047 nucleotides long. RefSeq lists its product as uncharacterized. Bases 1 to 1047 code for a protein of 348 amino acids. The transcript has 2 exons. The record is from RefSeq and is a predicted model, not a curated record. Lineage: Eukaryota; Fungi; Ascomycota; Eurotiomycetes; Chaetothyriales; Herpotrichiellaceae.
AUGGCGCUAGUCCACAAGGCUCUCCUAGCACUGGGACGGGGCGCAUUCGAAAGCUCGCCAAACCCAAUAUCACCAGCAACAAUGGCUCCCAAAGCUCGGUUGACAGUCCCCAGCGUCGACCUUGGAAGUCGUGACAAGCCCAUCCCUAACUUCCGUCCUCACCUCUGGCGUCACCUCGACAAGGAGCGCGAUGUGUUGAACAUCGAUCUCUUCUGGCCCAUCAAAGUCAACGAGAAUGAAGGCGAAGAUGAAGGCAAUGACGAUGAGGACGAUGACAAGGAUGUCUUCCCCUACAAUGACCUCAAACCUCUCAUCACCUACCACAACCUCCGCUACCUUCAAGUCACCGGAAUGAUGCGAUCCUACCAACCUCUGAUCUUCGCCACCUGCUGGGUCAACAAAAACCUCACUCACGUUCGCCUUGAAAUGGCCCUCGAACCAGAGAUGAAGCCUAUCAGCAAGGGUUCCAAGCUCAGAUACCGUCCCAUCAAUGACACGUGGUCAUAUGAUGCCCUUGCCGACAGUCAAAGCGCGGCAUCGGAAUAUCUGGGAUAUCACGGCGAAGGCACCUUGCACGAAGAGUUUGGUUAUGGAGAAUACCUCGACCAGCAAGCCAUCAAAGCAGCUCAGUUGUUGGUCGGCACUGAGUUACCACUUGAGAAUCUACGCUUCCUGCCAAUCACUCACUUGACUCUGAAGAACUUCGUUGUCGACGCCGGCCCGUUCUUCCGCUGGUUCGACGCAAAGAGACUUCGCGAAGUCACUUUUCAAGGACGAUGCGUCGACGCAGGGUUCUAUUUGCCCGACGACAUGAAAUCCAAAGUCAAGGUCAACGCGCGCAGACCGUUCGCUGUUGCCCGAUGGGUCAAGCCUGGAGAGGUCAAAUUGGUGGAGAUCAAGAAGCACAAGCCCGCAUCCAGCAACGGUGUUGGUGUCGGUGGUCCAGCCAUGGUCAAAGAGACCGCGCCAGUUCUUGGAUCUGCAGAAGACGUUAAGGGCAAGGGGCUCGCCAGAGACGAGGGGAACUGUGAUGAGAAGUCAGUGUGA